Spirodela intermedia is the source of this 4366-nucleotide messenger RNA. NCBI's taxonomy places the organism in Eukaryota, Viridiplantae, Streptophyta, Magnoliopsida, Alismatales, Araceae. The record is from the annotation of a GenBank genome assembly.
AUGGUUGUGUCUUCACCUUCUCCGCCGUCGUCUCCCGCAGGUUUCCUUGUCCGCCCGGCUCUCUCCUCCCAUCAGCCGGUCUCGUCUACUGCUUUUCUGAAGGCGCUGUUCCCCUUAGGGAUCCGUCGUCGUCGUGCUUCGCCCUCUCGGAUAGUCGCGACCUCGGCUUCCUACGGUUAUAAUUCGCCCCCGCCUUCCUCGAAUGACGCGUUUCAUCCCCGGCUGCCGUUCCAGUACCAGCCGAGGAACCCUAAUUCUGGGGGACGGGAAGAUUAUGAGGAUGAACAGAGCGUCGUUGGCGACUGUCUCGUCUUCGAGGAGGGUGCUUUCGAGGUUGGAGAUCCUCUCGGUUCUCUCGACUCCGAUGGUUCCGGAGAGGAGAAUAGAGGGAGGCCUCAGCGAGCAAAGCCCAUUGCGGAAGUGAAGGUCGAGAGUCUGGUGCCGGAGAAGUGGAGGGAGACGGUGGAGGAGAUCAACAUGACGAAGAAGGAGAAGCGUAAGAUCGCUCAGGAGCUAAAAUUCGGGAGCAAGCUAGAGAGGAGGAAGAAGCUCCCCAUGCCCGACCUCGAAGAGUACCGGACCUACCGUGAGCUGAAGCUGUCCCAGCUUAAGCCAGUUUUCCUCGACACCCCCCGUGACUUUCCCCCUCCAUCCCCAAAGGAGGUUGGUCCUCCCACUCCUUCAGGUGGGAGGGUGUCACCAAAGAACCCAAGGUUGGCCAUCAAGGACGAGAGCUUGGAUCGCAUCUCCAAUUUCUUCAACAGCCGUGAUUAUGUUCCCGAAGAGAACGAUGAUGACAAGAAACCAGGUGAAUCCAGUGCUCUUACUCCUGCUCUUACUACUAUAUUCUAAAAUUCCUUUUUCUGUUAUUUGGUAGACAUAUCAUCUAUUUUUUGAUUCCUUUUGUUGUGUUAUCUCGAUAUUUCUCUUCAAUUUUGUCAAUCUAAAUCCCAAGUAAAUGGUUCAGCGCCGAUAAUUACAUUCUAAACUUUUGUUUUUUCCAUUUAUAAACAUGGUGGCAGUCAUUUUAUUUAUGUUGACACUGAAAUGAAUAAAAUUAAUGGUUUAACUUUUUAUGGGUAUUUUAAAUUGAUAGAAAUAAUUUUAAACUACUAAGAACUCAUAGUGGGUCAACAUUGAUUUUGAUGAAAUUAAUCAUGACUUUUAUGGAGCUGACUUUUAUAGUGGGUCGAUGGGCAUCUGUAUGGAGCUGACUUUUAUGCUGUUUAGUUCCAUCCGGUCCCUUUUCUAUAAUAGUCCUUUUAAGAAAAAUUGCGAUUUCUAGGGAAUUUCUCACCUCUUCUGGUCUGCGCACGUGCUUUCGAUCUGCUUUUCCUUUGACCUGAGUUUUGCUUGAUGAUCUUUUACCUGUCUAUUAACAGGCAAGAGGAAGCUCUUCACCCAGGAGGAAAAGAUUCUCUUGAACAAACGGAUACCUAAUCUUGCAGAUGCCACAUCAGUGAGUUCUCCUCAUUUGCUGGCCACAGUUCAUGUAGAUCACUGCAUGAUCUUUUCUAUAAUUGGGUUGACUUUUCACUGGCCCUUUUCCUAGCACGCCUGAAAAAAAUACAUAAGAAUCCUACAAAGGUCAUGUCUUUCAGGUUUCUCCUCCGGCCUAGAUCAGGUCCAGACUGAUUCUGGCUGUUUAAAAAAAUAAAAAAAAUAAAUCUUGGAAUGAAAAAAAAGGAAAUUUAAUAGACAUCUUACUAUUAUUCUUCUACCGCUGCAAGAAUCCUCACUCUUCAAUCAGAAGUCUCCACCUGUAAACCCGUUUUCUUGUGGUAGAAAUUACUGUUUUUCUGUCUUUUCUUGCAGAUAUUUAAUGGAUUUCAUGGGUAGAGAAAUGUAAUGGAUUUAAUGGAUAGAGAAAUUUAAUGGAUUUCUUACUAUUAUUCUUCUACCGCUGCAAGAAUCCUCACUUCUCAAUCGGAAGUCUACACCUGUAAACCCGUUUUCUUGGGGUAUAAAUUACUGUUUUUCUCUAUCUUUUCUUGCAUAUAUGUGUGCUGUCGGAAGAAGAUUUACUGCUCAUUUUUAACCAUAUUGGCGUGAUUAUUUUCAGAGCAAAUGGCUACCUCUGCAUGCUUUUGCUGCGUCUGGGGAGUUUUACCUCUUGGAUGCGUUAUUAAAGCACAACGUGGACGUCAAUGCUCCUGAUAAGGUGGAGAUCCAAGAUUGGUUGAGAUUAAUAUUUAUUUAUUUUCCGGUACCUUCCGUCGGUUUAUAAUAUUUCAUCAACGGCGGUAUCUUCUUUGCUCCAGGACGGCUUGUGCGCCAUCCACAGGGCGAUACUGGGCAAUAAGGUGGCCGUCUUCAACUAUCUCUUGAGAGAGUCGGCAAACCCCUUUGUCCGGGAUCAAGUGAGUGUUUGCAUGGAUUCAUUUUCUGAACAAUUUUCCCGGUUUCUGUUUAGAUUUUAGUCCACAUAUCUUUGGGAUCGAAAAAACAUCCCAUGUUUGGGACUAUGAGCUAAGUUAUUCACACAGAGGGGGGGGAGAGAGAGAGAGGGAGAGAGAGAGAGAGAGAGAGAGAGAGAGAGAUAGACAAAGAGAGGGAGAGAGAGAGAGAAAGAUAGAUAGAUAGACAAAGAGAGGGAGAGAGAGAGAGAAAGAUAGAUAGAUAGACAAAGAGAGGGAGAGAGAGAGAGAAAGAUAGAUAGAUAGACAAAGAGAGGGAGAGAGAGAGAGAGAUAGAUAGAUAGACAAAGAGAGGGAGAGAGAGAGAAAGAUAGAUAGAUAGACAAAGAGAGGGAGAGAGAGAGAGAAAGAGAUAGAUAGAUAGACAAAGAGAGAGAGAGAGAGAGAGAGAGAGAGAUAGACAAAGAGAGGGAGAGAGAGAGAGAAAGAUAGAUAGAUAGACAAAGAGAGGGAGAGAGAGAGAGAAAGAUAGAUAGAUAGACAAAGAGAGGGAGAGAGAGAGAGAAAGAUAGAUAGAUAGACAAAGAGAGGGAGAGAGAGAGAUAUAGAUAGAUAGAUAGAUAGAUAGAUAGAUAGAUAGAUAGAUAGAUAGAUAGAUAGACAAAGAGAGAGAGGGAGAAAGAGAGAGAGAGAGAGAGAGGGAGAGAGAGAGAGACGGAGAGAGGGAGAGGGAGAGAGAGAGACGGAGAGAGGGAGAGGGAGAGACGGAGAGCGGGAGAGAGAGAGAGAGAGAGAGAGAGAGAGAGGGAGAGAGAGAGAGAGAGAGAGAGAGAGAGAGAGAGAGAGAGAGAGGAGAGGGAGAGAGAGGAGAGGGAGAGGGAGAGGGAGGGAGAGAGAGGAGAGGGAGAGAGAGAGAGGAGAGGGAGAGAGAGAGAGAGAGAGAGAGAGAGAGAGAGAGAGAGAGAGAGAGAGAGAGAGAGAGAGAGAGAGAGAGAGAGAGAGAGAGAGAUGUAGGGUGUCUCAAGACUGGGAUUGUUAUGGCUAGUAGAGAAAUGAAAUUUUCUAUAAACAGUGAAAAAGUAUACAGUGAACAUAAGUAGAGAUAAAUGUGAUGGACUGUGAUGUUGGGCAUUUUUUAAAAUCGGAGAUUUGAUUUUUUUUAGUGUUAGGAAAAACGUGAAUUUACCGGCUAAAAGUGCUGUAAAUAGUAAUUUUUUUAUGGCUAAAUUGUAAUGAAGAUAAACAGACAUAAAUGUGAUGGACAGAGGCGAUGACCCUUUUUUUAAACCAGUAAAUUAUCCUGAGAUAUCAGGAGGAGCUGGAUUUCGUUCAUUGCUCGCUCGCACUCCCGUUUAAUGCAUCAAUGAGAGAUGAGUCUACCGGUUCUCCCCUUCUGUGCGAAGCAAAAGCUCUCUCUCUCUCUCUCUCUCUCUCUCUCUGCUUGGCCUUCGUCUGGAUCACACCGCCAUGUCUUCCUUCUUCUCUGCUGCCACAGGAUGGGGCGACCUUGAUGCACUACGCUGUGUUGAACGCAUCGACCCAGAUCAUCAAGAUCCUUCUACUAUAUGACGUUGACAUUGACCUCCCGGAUGAAGUAUGCCCUCCAUAUUUAUUCCUUUCCCCGUUGACCCUGAUGAGGGAGGGGGGUGGACCUCGGUAGUCUGAAGGCGUUCUUCCUCUGGGUUCUUCUUUCAGGACGGCUGGACCCCCUUGCAUCUUGCUGUUCAGACUCUCAGGACCGACGUCGUGAGGUUGCUGUUGAUAAAGGGCGCCGACAGGGCUUCCAAAACCCGGGUUUGACUUCUCCUCUUCGUAGAAAGUCAAACGAGAUAUGGGCUCUUUUUUUUUUUGAAAUUAUUUACUUUCGGUCUCUUAUUGUUCUUCGUUUGGUGGUGUACCAGGAUGGAUGGACGCCUCUCGAUCUCUGCCUUCACUCCGGCCAUCACCUGAGAACCUUCGAGCUGAUUAAGCUGCUCAAGGAGCCGCCCAGGUCGAAGCCCACUGGAUGA